AUGUUGAUUGAUUCUAGGGUUUAUGUAGCGAGCUUCGAUCUCCAUGGAACUGACGAGAACAUUGUAAAGGUAACACGUCAAUUUAGUCUCAAAGACUCUCUUUCCAAUCCUUCAAAAGAAGUCGAUAUCAUCGAGGUCUUUCACUGCGACGGCUUCUUGCUAUGCAUCACCAAGGACAAUAUGCUGGUGGUUUGGAAUCCGUGCUCAGGUGAAACCAAGUGGAUGAUCAAACCCGAAGCUUCCUACAAGAAUUACUGUUUCUAUGCUCUCGGUAAAUCUUCAUGCAACAAGUACAAAAUCUUGAGGGUGGAUCAACAUGGCAUUGGUUUUUAUCACCAAAGCCUAGUUGAGUUCGAAAUAUAUGACUUCACCUCUAAUUCGUGGAGAAGUGUUGGUAACACUAGAGACUGGGCCAUUCAAGGGUUACAUCGUCGUGGCAUGUCUGUGAAUGGAAACACAUACUGGAUAGCUUUUAAUUUUAGUCAUCAAGCCACGCCAAUGAGGAGGAAAUUCUUACUAAGCUUUGAUUUUUCAACAGAAAGAUUCGCAAGUGUGCCUCUUCCGUUUGAUCCUUCUCAUGAACGUGUUAUGGCUUUGUCAGUGACUAGAGAAGAGCAGAAACUUUGUCUGUUAGCUUCUCGUGGCAAAGAAGGCUAUGAUGAAUUCGAUAUAGAUGUAUGGAUGGCAACUAAGAUUGAGAGUACCGGAGCCAUGUCAUGGAGCAAGUUUAUAACAGUGGAAGAAGCCGUAUACCGACAGUUGUUUUAUUUUUGUAAUGGGAUGAAUUUCUUGGCCGACACGGAGAAGAAAGUGUUAGUGUGUCCCGGUACACACGGGAACUCAAAAAAGUUCUUACACAUUGUGGGAGAUGACAAGUGCAUACAAGUGGAUGGUCAAGAAUAUGAAGGAUCGCUUCUCGUCAACUAUGUUCCAACUUUGGUUCAAAUCGAACAAGGUACUUUGGGGGUUGGCGCAAGGAAAGCACCAAUCACUUGA
Molecule: messenger RNA, 996 nt
Organism: Microthlaspi erraticum
Lineage: Eukaryota; Viridiplantae; Streptophyta; Magnoliopsida; Brassicales; Brassicaceae
Source: the annotation of a GenBank genome assembly